Molecule: messenger RNA, 3105 nt
Organism: Strongyloides ratti
Lineage: Eukaryota; Metazoa; Nematoda; Chromadorea; Rhabditida; Strongyloididae
Product: WD40/YVTN repeat-like-containing domain-containing protein
Exons: 2
Coding region: 1-3105 (1034 amino acids)
Source: RefSeq, a predicted model, not a curated record
AUGGAUGAUAUUAAAAAUGGCAAUAAAUUAGCAUUUAUUAAUUCAAAAGAAAUUUUAAAAGAUAAUUACAAUAUAUUAGAAGAAAUAAAAUUAUCAACAUUUACAAUAACAUCAAUUGAUCAAAGCUCAGAUUGUAGCAUUUUAGCUAUUGGUAUAACAUCUGAAUCAUCAGGAUCAAGUAUUGUUAUAAAAAAUUCACAAACAUUAAAAGAUAUAUGUGUUAUUACACUUAAAAAUUUAUGUCAUCAAGUAAAAUUAUCACAACAUAAUGAAAAUGUUUGUUCAUUAUCACGUUUAAUAAUAUAUGACAAAAAAAAAAUUGAUAAAAUUCUUAUAAAUAUAACAAUAUAUUCAAUACAGUACUCAAUGUUAUUAACUGAUACGUGUAUUUUCGAUGAAAAUGAUAUUGGUAAAUAUAUUGACAUCUCAUUUUGUCCUGUAGAUGAAUCAAUUUUAUUUUUACUAACAAAUAUUGGUGCAUAUUUUUUAAGAUUACAAAAUAAUGUUAUAACAAUAUUAUCAUCAAUUGAACUUAUAAAUAUUGCAUCACAUUCAUGGGUUAGUGAUACUUAUAUUGCUAUUGGUUCAAAUGAUGGAAAAUUAUAUUUAUAUAGAGAAACAACACCAUUAAAAUUAAUAAAUAUAAGAUCAAUUGAAUGUGAAAUAUUAAAAUCAUAUUUAGUUAAUGAUAAAGAAGAUAUGUUAGGAAUAAAAUAUAUAACAUCAAAUAUCUAUAAAAUAAUUAUAUAUUUAGAAAUAGGAAUAAUAUUAAUAUUUGAUAAUAUUCAUGAUAUUGAUAAAAUAUUUCAAAAAUGUAAAAUUAUUGUUAUUAAUGAUAGAAAUAAUGAAUUAAUAGAAAAUAAUAUACCAUAUAAAUGUUUAGGUGUAAAAUUAGACUACAAUGCUUGUAAUAUGUUAUAUAUAAAUAAAAAAGCUGUAUAUACAACAAAUAUAUUAUAUACAAAUGUUAUUGCUGAAAAAGAAAUGAGAAUUGUUAUUGGGCAAAAUUGUUCUACUAUAACUAAUUUAGAUAUUAUUGAAAUGAAUAAUAAUGACAAAAGAGAAAUAUUAGUUAGUUUAGAUGAUGACAAUAAUAUUAUAUGUACUGAAUUAUAUUCAAAACAAAUAUUAUCUUUUAAAAAAUUUUUUAACAAUCAAAUAGUUGGAUUUUGUACAUUUAAAUUUGGUUAUCAAAUUUUAAUUGCUAAUAAUGAUGGAAUAUAUAUAUAUGAUCUUACAUAUUUAGAUAUUAAAAAAAGAAAUGAACAAAAAAUAUUAAAUGGUAAAGCUAGUAUUAUUGUAUCAAAUUAUGAUAAAACAUAUGUAGCAAUUAUUAUUGAAUCAUCUUUAUAUAUAUUAAAUCUUUAUACUUUAGAUAUAAUAUGUAAUUGUAAUUUAAAAUUAAAAAAAAAAAAAAAUAUAGAUUGUGAAAUAAUAUGUUGUAAAUGGAGUGAUAAUAACAAUUUAUUCUCCUUCCAGCCUUCAUCAUUAGGAAUUUUAACAAAAAAUGAAAAUAUUUUGUUUAUUGAGGGAAGAUGUGGAAAAUUAUUAUGGUCAAUAACAACAAAACUCAAAUUUUUUAUAGAUAUAUGUUUAGGAAAUAAUGAUAUAGUAUAUGCAUUAAAUAAAAAAUAUUUAGUUACAUGUUAUAAAGAAGGCCAAGAAAUUAAAACAAUAUCUAUUCCGACUUAUCAUUCUGUUGGUACACGUGUAUAUACAAAAUUUAUUGAAAUUUUAGGUAAUGAUUUAUAUGUAGGAGAUAAUAUGGGUAUUAUAAAUGUCCUCAUAAAUCAAGCAAAAAAUGAUGAAAAAUUUGUAAAAAGGAAAGUUAUAAAGUCAAUUAAAUAUAAUUAUACAGGAAAUACAGAUGAUAAAGAUAAACAAAUAUAUAUGAGUUGUAUGAAAAUAAAUAAAAUAUCAAAUAUUAUUUUACUUGGUUAUAAUAAUGGUUUUGUUAUAAAAAUUUCAUUAAAUAAUACAAAUAAUAAUUUACAAUCAGAUAUACUUAAUAUAGAAAGUAAAAAAAAUACAUUAUCAAAAGAAUUAAUAUUAUAUCCAAUAAAUAAAAUACAAAAUUUAGAAGAUCUUGUGUCACAUUUAUCAUUUGAAAGAAAUUGUAUUAUAAAUGGAAGCAAACAGAUAUUAGAUGAUUAUAUAAAAGAAAAAGAAAAAGAACUAAUUGAUACAACUACACUUUUAAAAAAUACUAUUAAAAAUUUAAAAGAAAAUAUAAAAAUUUGUGAAAAGAAGUAUAUAAAUAAAUUGGAUGAUAAGGAAGAAAUAAUAGGAACACUUAAAAAAGAACAUAAAAAUGAGAUGGAUAACAUUAAAAAUUUUUAUGAAAAUAUGAUAAAUGAUCAUUUAAGGCAAGUUAUUAAAAUGAAAAAUGAUUAUAAUGAAGAAAUUAAUAAUAUUAAAAAUAUUUAUGAAAAAAAAAUGAAUGAUUGUAAAAAAGAAAUUAAUGAAUUAAAUAAUGAAUAUCAAAUAAAAAUAAAUAUUGAAAAAAAUGAAAAAAAGACACUUGAAGAAAAAAUUAAAUAUUUAGAUGCUGAAAUAUUUGAUUUAUGUAAACGUAUUGAUCAAACUGAACAAAAAAUGGAAAAACAAAUACAACAAGAAAAAACAGAAAAAUUAAAAUUAAAAGAAAAUUUUGAAAUUGCAAUCAAAGAUAUUAAGGCAACAUUAGUUAUUUUAAAUGAUGAAAAAGAUGCUCUUCUUGAUACAGCUUCUAUGGGACGUAUGGAAAUUCAACUUUUAAAAGAAGAAAUUAUGGAAAAAAAUGAAAAAAUCAGUGAAUAUGAAGGUUCCUUAAUUGGUAUGGAAAAACAAUUAGAAGAAAAAAGUAAAAAUUUACAAGAAAAAAUAAGAAAUAUUAAUAUGUUAAAAGGAAAAAUUCAUUUAUUAGAAAAAGAAGUACAAAAAGAAAAAAAAGAGAGAAUAAGUAUUGAAAAACAUAUGAUUGAAUUUGAAACAAAGAUUGAAGAUAUGUCAAGAAACGUUUACGAUGAACAUAAAUUACAACAUAAUGCUUUAAGUUUAAUUGGAAUGUACAAUACAACUAAACCAAAAUCAUUAAAAACAAAAUUAAAUUUAAUGAGAAAUUAG